AUGACUACCAGGAAGCGGGCAGAAGCACGGACCCCUAUCCCGUGUAGGAAUGCCUUGUCCCCAGGUGAGCCUCUGCACCCGCGUGGAAGGGGCGAGAAGCGCUGCUCCCUGGGUGCUAUCAGCGACCAGUUCGGCUCUGUCUUUCCAGGGUGGUCCCGGCUGGAGCCAGGCCCGGGCAGCCGCCGGACAACCAGAGUGGGCCAGGGGACCGCGUCCAGUCCCCAGAGGCCAGCCCUCUGUCGGGGCACGGGUUUCCAGCCUCCAGGAAAGGAGCAGGGAAUGGAGGGGAAGAGAGUCUGUAACUGGCGCAAGCGGCGUCGCCGUGUCUGUGCCAUGCGUGUCACGUGUCACCGGUUGGAGCGCUCCACCUGGAUGGUUUCACUCCGCGGAGGCGCCGCCCCGCUGCUGAGAAACCUCAGAGGCAUACUCAACUCUCCCCUCCCCUGCAGCCCCACUACCACAGCCCGGCUUUUCCCCUCCUCACGUCUCCCCCGCAACUCCCAGGCUUCUGGCGCCCCAGGUAAGGGUACCAGUUUCUUCCUGAGCCAUGACCAGAGCCAUUCCAAGAUAAAUGACGUUUCCUGGAAGGAGGUUACCAAUACCUUAUCUCUGACCAACAUGGUCCUGGGGCUCUUCUCCAUCAUCUUCAGCUUUAGCAGGAAACGCCAGUAUGCCUCCUGGAUGCUCCUGGUCAGCUUCCUGUUAGACAUGGCAGUCAGGGCAAUGACCAGCCACCUCAACAUCUGCUCCAAAUUGGGAGCUGAGCUGAAUGACUUUGCCAUCUUCACCACCUUCGGCCUGGCCUCCGCUCUGCUCCUAGGCGUGGACGGACUUCUGAGUGGGACCCUGGCCAUCAUCUAUGUGUCAGCUGCUUCUUUCCGCUUGUGCUUUUAUUCACCUGGAGUCCGCUCCACAUACAGGGGUCUACCCUGCCCGUAUGCGUCCUCCAUCUUGGCUUCCACCUCCCUUCUGACCAAAGGCAACACAUUCAUCCUCUGCUGCAUGGCCUCACUCAUGAUUCUCUUCAUGAUGGACCAGAGCUACUACCCACAUGACAAAAUCCUAGAGUCUGAGAACUGGAAAAAAUUGGUUUAUAUAGGAGGUGUCAUCAUGCUGUUUUUCUCCCCCUUGUCUCUGUCUGCUUGUUACUGCCUGGUAUGGUCGCUCUCAUACAUCUUCUUUCCAGAUGCUCUGUGGGGUAAAGCAGCCUGUCUUUCGUCACAGCACUGAGGAAGCUAAGCAGCUCUACCAGCUCGCACCGGCCUUUGUGGGGUUUGUGUCAGCAUGUUGGGUCAAGCCUUGUCUAGCUGCACUAAAGCUUUGCAUGUACCUGUGUUGUCAUAUACUAGAUACAUGGUAUGUCUGUGGCCAGGAAGCGAGAAACCCAAAGUAGGCUCAGUGGCCUUCGCUUCUUUCUCUUUAUUCAGGGUUCUGACUCCCUUGGAGACAAUACUUGUUUAUUUUGUUUAUGUCAUGUAGAACAGAAUGUGUCCCCCACCCCCUACAACCCCCGCCUCGCCUCAAGCUCAAUGGGGGCUGGGUUUGAGUUCCAGCUCUGUUACCAGCAUCCUUCAGAACUGGUAUGACCUCGGCCUCAGCCCUGCCUGGUGGGGCUUCUUGAAGCAUUUCUUACUUUUGCAGACUCUGGCUCUGAGAAUAGAGCAAUCACAGGACUCUCAUGUUGCCCAGUUUGAAUGUGUGUAGGAUUUUGUAAUUUAAACAUUCUGUAUUUUAACAGUUCAAAGCUGCUGCCUUUUGCUUUGUUUAGUGAUUAGAUACAUUGGUGACAUAGGGCAUCGUCUGGCUUGCAGGAUCUCUGUGGAUUUUCUUUCCAAUGCUGGAAACUACUAAACUCUAGCUAUUCAGAUGCCACUUCAUAGUCUAAAAUCCAAAUCAAAUAGAAAUAAACAGUACUGUAUAGAAAAGUUGUACCUCACCAAGAGCUCAGGUUCACUGAGCCCCCAGCAUGGACAGACAUUCCACCUCCCAGAUGGUGGAAAAAGGAUUGGUGGCUGGUUCUGCUCCACCCUCAAGAGACUGCGCCAGAGCACCUUCUACCCUGGAUAUAACUUUUUGAAGUUUCCAGAACACUGUAUGUGGUAAAUAUACAUCUCGUCUCAAAUUAGAUGGUUAAAAAUAACCCAAAGUAAGAUUUGGCUCUAGUGGAAUAGACAGUGCCUUCCUGUGAAAUCAUUCCUAUGUUCCUAGUUAGAUGGAGAUGCCUGUGUCCCAUGACUUUCCAUCUCCUUCACUUUAGGUUUUGUAUUUUUGCUAUCUGCCAUAGUGCCUGGCACUCAGAAAUGUUGACUUUCUGUGUGAAUUGAUUUAGUUGAGGAUUCUAGUUAAGUUACAUACAAGGUUACUAUAACGUGGUGAGAAUUUUAACAAAUAUACAGGGGCUUAGACAUUUCAGUGUUAUGCCCUUCAAUGCUGUACAUUCAUUUCAAUGUGAUGCUCCCUUUAAUCAAAGCAUUUUAGAAACCCCAAUUUGAAAAUGGUCUUCACAUAACUCUGAAGGACCAAACAGGUAUAACAGUGCCUGCAAAUAAUAGAUGCUCAACAACAAAACCAAAAAGCAAAAAACAUGUUUUGUUCUGAACUGACUAAAUUUUGUCCAAAAACCAAACAUUUGAGAUUAGCCAAUUAUGUCCUAUUCUUAAAUCAAAUUAGGUAUCAUAUUUGGGCUCAAACGACUGGUGGCUGUUUCUAAAAUUUGAAACUAUAUUGAAAGGAAAAAGAUACAAUUCUGAAAGAUGGAAUUGCCAUGUCCAUUUUAAGUGAUAGCAGCAGAGUUAAAUAUAUAGACCCCCAGGAGGACAGCUUUGAAAGUGAAAUACCCAUUGGAUGUGUAAAUUGUGGCUUGAUUGUAACAGUAACAAUUCAUGCUUAAUUGCCUCCAGUUUUUUUGUAGGUUAAUGACACUAGGAUAGUUAUAGGUCAGCUGUCAGCUGGGUAACAGAGGGAUCUAUGCUUCCUUGCACCCCUCUGAGAGUGUGGUUGUACUUCUAUGUGGUCUUGAGGGUCUCAGAAACUAACACUACCCAUUCAAUGCCUUCACUUCCUCAGACAGUGGUUUUCUAAAAUAGAAUGUCUCUUCUUGGGCUUCCUCUUAGGGACAAGUGAGAAGGCCAAGAAAUCUGCACUUCUCAGAUGAAUACAUGAAGCUAGCAGGGUUUAGAUAGCUCUCUUUGUCCUAAACUUGAGAGAGAGUGUACAUUUCCCUCCUGGUCAACUUCUAGCCCCUUCUUCCUAACCUGAAGUCCUACUCCUGUGUCUGAUAAGCAGAAUCAAGUGACUGAGAAUUCUGCUACUCUUUUAGCCCUGUGACCUUGAAUAAAAUGUUUAAUCUCUCUAAGCCUAUUUUCUUAUCUGUAAAAUGGAGGAGUUACUUUCUUUUAGGGUUGUUUUGUGGAUUGAACAACUGUGAUGUUUUAUGUGGAUGAACAUAAAGCACCUACACUAAUGAAUGGCAUGUAAAAGAUGUUAAAUAAAUGUUAGAUGGCUUUC
Sapajus apella (tufted capuchin) is the source of this 3507-nucleotide messenger RNA. It is a transcript of the gene TMEM269, whose product is annotated as transmembrane protein 269. The coding region runs from base 1 to 1230 and encodes 409 amino acids. The transcript is spliced from 7 exons. NCBI's taxonomy places the organism in Eukaryota, Metazoa, Chordata, Mammalia, Primates, Cebidae. The record is from RefSeq and is a predicted model, not a curated record.